Molecule: messenger RNA, 975 nt
Organism: Trypanosoma brucei brucei TREU927
Lineage: Eukaryota; Euglenozoa; Kinetoplastea; Trypanosomatida; Trypanosomatidae
Product: expression site-associated gene (ESAG) protein, putative
Exons: 1
Coding region: 1-975 (324 amino acids)
Source: RefSeq, a predicted model, not a curated record
AUGAAAAUUAAGAUUGUAGGAUUGGUUGUUUUUUUUUUUGUGACCUUUGGAGUGGCAGAAGAAAGUUAUUGCACAUCAAUAGAUGAUGACAAGGGCACAAACUUAAACCAAUCCGUAUGUUACCUCAAAUGUCUUUCAGAUGCCUUAAACAAACUAUAUACAGAUGGCGAGAGGAAGCUUUUUUUGAAUGAGGAGGUAUACGCAAAUGCGUCUCGUAUGCUGGAUGACAUGGAAGGGAAAACAGGCGAAAGUGUUAUAUAUUUGAGUGUUAUUAGCAGUGUAAUGGUAGAGGAAAAUGAUAAAUUGGAAAACCUUAUAUCUUAUGGAAAUGCAAUGGGAGAUCUUGUUGCUAAGGCAGGUGGAUUAUUUGCUGAGGUUAAUGAAAGCGUGAGGGCAGUGAGGAAUGCAAUACCUGGUGCCCUCAUAACAUCAAAUAAAUAUUACACAGCUAUUGCUGAGAUCGCAAGAACUGUGUGGGAUGACGUUAAAGCCGUGAGCAAUGAUGAAGGACCCGAGUGCAAGAAAGGAGCGCUGAAAGGUGUCAGGGGGUUCCCAGUCGUAUGUGUUGAUCAGACAUGUCCUUUAUUAACCGGUGUGAACGAGAUCACUCUCCAAAAAUACAGGGGAGGUUGCCUUCAAAUUGAUGUUUUAACUGGAUCUGGAUCUGUGAGCAAAUGCUUGAACUUACCGCGUGACAACUUAUAUAAGGGUGGUGCGGUGAAGAAUUCAACUGGCUUAAUAAACUGGCGUGAGAACGGCCCCGCUUUUUUUCAGCUCCAAAUUUACGUGGAGGAGAUAUUUGACCCUCUUAUCGAACCUUUUACUUCUGGCAAAGCACCUCCUGAACUCCUGGAUAUGAUGGCCAAUAUCACUUUACUGCAGAGCUACUUCAACGAUAUCCAUAGGAAUUUCACUUCGCUGCAGUUCAGCACGAAUAACAUUGAUAAUAUGAAGAGUACUAAUUUUACCAUCUGA